AUACAGACGGAGUACAUGCAGCGUUGUGAGAGUUGCAUGGUUGCACACUGUCCAAAGGGGCUUAGAGACGAUAAAAUAAGAUACUGCAGGACAAAAUCUCAGUGCACAUCUGCCUCAUUUUACUGCGUGUAUGCUGGAAACGACCACCGACUUAGAAUCUAUGUGAAUAAUCAGAUGAAUGCUGUUCAUUUAGUGCAACAACUGCCUGCAGAAAUUUACAUUCCAGAGAGGACGUGAACUGGGUCUCUAUUUCCAAAAGCUGCCCUAUCCUAGUUUUACUAAGAAUAAAACUGGAUGGAGUGUUAUGCAUUUAUAAGCCAGCUGUGAGGUUUCGUUUCCAAGGCAACACAGACACCCACUCUAUAGUGUUUGGCUCACCCUUGCUGAGCAGGCACAUUGGUAAAGACCUGCAAAAAGCGACUGGACAACAAAAGAGAAAAAGUAAGAUAAGUUUCACCAUAGAAAAGUACUGGACCAGUUUUCUGACCAUUUGAAUGAGACCUAAUCAGUUUGGUAGGUCACCUUGAAUUAAAUAGAGCAACUGUAGAAACCAACAUCUGGAUGUCACCAUGACUCUGAUCCUGAUGCACUUCACCCUCUCUGACUGAUAGGUCUCUCUGGCAGCAAACUGGCAAAGAGAGCAAAAGCUCACACAGGUGGACCAGCAGCAGCAUCUCAUAGAUUAUAGAUUUGGAGAUUACAAAACAACAACAAGCCAGGGCACACAGCUUUGUUGAAAUCAGAGUUCCCCACCUGACCCACCAUACCAAUUCAGUUAAGAGCUGUCAUUGUGAAUCUGGUUUUGGUACUGCGACAGGACAUGUAUGUACUCCACUGCUAGACAGAUGCAGUGUUAGAAGGAAAUCAGAUAGAGUGCUGACAUAUUUUUGGUUGUGUUUUUCUUUAAUCCAGCUUCUUGCAGGUCAUUACUUUCUAAACCGUUUCUCUCCUGUGACCACCCAAACCCUUUUUUUGUGCUUUCUAUCAUUAAAUCCGUUUCUUACAUUUUUUAUUACUGAGUUUUUAUCCAGUUUUUUAUUAUGCAGGGAGCUGGAAAGGGUCAAAGUGGUCAAACUAUCAAACCAACUUUUUGACUGUUAAAUGGCCUAAAUUGGAAAGUACAGAGAGCGAAGAACACUAAAGAGAGAACACUAAAGGCUGGAUACCUACUGGAUAAGUAACUACAGAGGAUGACAGUGGAGGGAAUGUUUGGAAAGUGUUGUAGUAUUUAAAUGAAAGCUUUAUUCAAGAUGCCUAGAAAAGUGCUUAACUACAAGCCAUCGAGGCAACUCCACCCUUUUUCUCCAGUGUCCGCAGAGUUUCAUCUCGGCAUAGUUGCUAGCUAGACGGAGUGUACUGAAGCAGACAAACAGGAUUACAGAGACACACUCCAACAAACCUCGACUCAUAGAGAACCGUUAUGGCACAGACACGGAUGACAGCCUUGCUUGUCUGGCACUGAGAUGUCAAAACCACAGAGGAGGCUAUUCCUCCAACUGUCACUGCAUGGAGAGUAGAACACAUCACAAGAACGCCUACAAGCAGACAGAUUUUUAGAGGUGAAAGACUGGUGUGUUUCAACUGUGCAGACAGUUCCAAGACGUGCCAAAAGAGAGAUCUAGAGGUGAUCCCAUUGAGUAUCACGGAGAUAACUAAAAUUGAGAGCGGUAAAAGGAUCCAUAGUAGACUUGUGACACAUUGAAAGGAGGAGACUGGCAUAUGGAGAUUGCAGCAGUGGUGCUUCACAGACACUAGUUUUUGUGUGAUUCACUGAAAGAGUAAGUUGUUUUAUUUCAUCUGAAGCCUCUGUUGGCCAGUACGCUGAGUAGUACAGAGUCCAGGCUGAGCACAGUGGCAGGGGCAGGUUUAUGGCAGUGGGGCGGGCGCAUGCCGUCUGUGCCUCAGCAGCGAGAGGGACGCUUGGGGUUUGGCUUGGGUUGGGUCUGGGCUGCGGGGUCUCAGAGGACAGGCGAGCCAAGGCCCUGGGUAUCAGCUGGAGCUGGAGCUACAACUGCGGCUGCAGGAGAACGAGGAGCUCGGCGAUGCUCCCUGCGAGUCUGUGUGCUCUUGGGAUCCCUGGCCCUCCUCUUUAUCACCUCACUCUUCUUCUCCUUCUCGCUGAGAGGAGGAGCUGUCCUGCCUUAUCUGGAACCCGCGGGAUGGGAAGAGUCACAUAGGGUUAAGCUAGUGCCCAGCUACACUGGUUCCCACCGGGUGAAUCCUGCCGAGAGCACCCAGCAGAAGACAUGUGCCUGUGAUCGGUGUGUGGGCGACCCGGGCGUCUCCGACUGGUUCGAUGAGAGCUAUGACCCAGAUGUCUUACCUGUGUGGACACGGGACAACAUUCAGCUGCCUUCAGAUGUAUAUUACUGGUGGGUGAUGUUGCAGCCUCAAUUCAAACCCCACAAUAUCCAGCAAGUUCUACAGAAACUAUUCCAGGUAAUUCCAGGCCAUUCCCCAUAUGGUUCGUGGGACCCUGCUCGCUGUCUACGCUGUGCCGUGGUGGGAAACUCGGGUAACCUCCGCGGGACAGGUUAUGGUCCAGUGAUUGAUGGCCAUGACUUCAUUAUGAGGAUAAACCUGGCUCCCACUGUAGGCUAUGAAGAAGAUGCAGGCAGUCGAACCACACACCACUUCAUGUACCCAGAGAGUGCCAAGAACCUGGCGGCCAAUGUUAGCUUUGUGCUGGUGCCCUUCAAAACUCUUGACCUGUUGUGGAUCACCAGUGCCCUCUCCACCGGCCAGAUCCGCUUUACUUACGCUCCAGUGAAGCAGUUUCUGCGCGUGGACAAAGACAAGGUGCAGAUCUUCAAUCCAGCUUUCUUUAAAUACAUCCAUGACCGGUGGACACGCCAUCAUGGCCGCUACCCUUCCACUGGCAUGCUAGUCUUGUUCUUUGCUCUACAUGUGUGUGAUGAGGUGAAUGUAUUUGGUUUCGGAGCGGACAGCCGGGGAAACUGGCACCACUAUUGGGAGCAGAACCGCUAUUCUGGAGAGUUCCGUAAAACAGGUGUCCAUGAUGCAGACUACGAAGCCCAGAUCAUCGACAAGCUGUCCAAGGCUGGCAAGAUCUCAGUCUUUCCUGGAAAAUGAAUAUGUGUACAACUCGUAAAGAGAUUGGCCAGAUGAUUGACUAAAACAAACAAAACCACCCAUUAUCCACUUGACACACUCUGAGUGCCUGUUCAAAGUGAUCAAGAAGUGAUUUUUCAUGAUCUUAUUACCAUUCUGGGCUAUCCGGAUUGGACAGAACUCUGGGCAGCAUUUCCCAUGAAGUGGUGGUUUUGAGAGGAGAUACUAGUAAUUUGCACUGUUGCUUGCAGGCCUACCUCAACCAGGGAAAGGAACUUGACUAGCAAGGGACGCCAAUAUCUCCUCACCACUAAAGAGCAUGUUAGGUAUAUGUUCGCAUUUGACAUUUGUUGAUUAGUGAUGACGCAGGAAGUAAAAUGCAUCAGCCUGGUUAUCGGUUAGCUACUGUGUGCUUAACGGCAUGGCCGGGUAGAUGGAUGAGACCAGCAAUCACCAUAGUGUAUCAUAGUACUCUUGUUGUCCUCUGUGGUUCAUUAACUAAAAGCUUGGACACAGUGGUGUGUUGUUUCACUUCCAUGAUAUUAUAAUGCUCCGCACUGCAGCUGUUAAUUCCUCAUGUCACCAGGUGCAUGUGGCUGAGUGGAAGUUUACACGUUCCUGCUGUUAAACCAAGCUUUUUGUCUUACUGUAUAUUUUACGCUUUAGUUGUUAAUGUUUAUGAGACGAUCAUGCUAAGAGUUUGCAAUGACCCUGCAUCACUGUGUGCUUGCAGCAAUCUGAACAUGGAUCAUUUUUGCUAGUUAUGUUGAGCAGGGGCGUAGAUUCCAGGGGGGAUGGGGGGGGGUAACCAAUAGUCAAAACAAGUAAGUACAAUACCACCCCCCCCUUCACGCUGCAACCCCCCUUCAACACUAGGAUGUUAACUGAACUGAAACUACUGACGCAGUCCGAUAUGAACACAUAUGAGCAAUAUAUUAUGAAAUAUACAUGGCAUACAUUUAGAAACAUUCAGAAUGAUAAAUCAUGCUGUGGUGAUUGUUCUAGAGAUGGUAGAGCUUCAAUAUUGAGCUACUCUCUUAAAAAAUUUAACUUAGUUAAUAUGCUGGAACAAAGGGUUUAAUGAUGGAAAAGGAAAUGAAUUUCAUAUGGCAAAAGCAUUGGAUGUAGCUGAAAUUUAAUAGAUUUCAUCUGUGAAACCCAGUGCAUUACAUUUAGGGCAACUUACAAGUCUUGUCCUGCUACGUAACGUAUCGCCAUGUAAAAUUCAUGGAUAUACUUGUAUAGCCUGUAGUAUUUUAACUGGAGACACUCCUUUGCUGCUCUUUAGCCAUUUACAUCAAGGUAAUCUUUUGACAUUUCAGCACAAGAUUUUGGUUUUUCUAGUAUAGUUUGCUACAUUUAUAGAAGUUGAAGACGGUACAAAGCGUUAAGCAGAGAGAACUGCGAGAACGGCAAGUCCUAGUUCAAGUUUUUACAUUCAGGUGCCCUAGUUCUUUUUCCAAUGUAGACAUAUCAGCUUUUUCAGUGUGUAAAUGCACACAUACAUGCUUGCGUGCCUUGUCCUUGCUUCUGGACACAUUCUCUUUCCAGUGCACAGCUAACCUCAUUAGAACAUGCAUAAACACAUGCUAUUAUUUCUUUUCCCCUUUAGUCUUCUUACAGAGCAUUUAUUGACACACAUUCUCACACAAAUCUGGGCCCUAAAAUAGGGCACAGACCAACCAGCUGUCCUCCACCCACACAUGCUAUGGAAACAUAAUUCAGAGCUUCUCCUGGGCACCACCAUCUCAUCCUCAUGUCUGUUCUACUUAGUGCUAAGCUGAGUGUCGUGCCUUUGGGAUCAGGGAAGGAAAAGCUCUCCUACCUGAAGAUCUUCCAAGCUUUUAAGAGCUACCUACUUGCAUUUGCUGUUGCUUUUUAAGUCUCCUGAAAUCCUUAGAAAAUCCAGACCCGUGGCACACGAUGAAGCCAAUAAUGUUUCGAUAUUUAUACACUUUGUCAAUAACACGUAGUUGUUUUUUUUGACAGUUACUAGGUGGAUGAAUCUGAACUGCGCAGUUAAGCCUGCAGUGGCUUUAUUAUAUUUAAGCCUAUUCUGAAGGAUUACUAUUGCGUGUUUCACAGUGAAAUUCUAAUGUCACGGAUGCAUAGGAUGACUGCCUUCUCCUAGGCAGAAUUUUGAAAUGUGCAGAUUGUCGCAAGAGUUUUAUCCCAUUACAAAACUUUUGUUGUUAGAAAUUUAGGUGGUGUUUGGAAAAUUUGUAUCAAUGACAAUUAGUUGCAUUUUGAAGUUCAUUAGACUGUCUUGUACUAGAAGGUUCUCAAUGUACCAUUCUUGCAAAAGUAUUCAGUAGAAUUCAGUAUUAAUUGGAUUGGAGGGCUUUUGUUUCUAGGUUUUUUCCACAAGAACAUCAUACUGCAGAAAGAUAUUUAGGAAGUCCUCAGACAUUUUCUGAAAGACUACAUUAUGUCCACCUUCUCUGUUCUCUUCAUUUGUAAAGAUCUGUGGUCAAAUGGCAUGAUCAGAUCUUUUCCAUAGUGGCAAAGAAUUGGGAAGACAGCUACCAAGCCAGUAAAAACGCAAAACUGAAAAUUCUCACAUUUACUCACCCUCAUGCCUCAUGUGCUUGACUUUCUUCUUCCUAAAAAAAUAUCUGAGCUUUGUUGGUCCAUUCAAUGAAAGUAAAUGGUGGCCAGAAAUUUGAAGCUCCAAAAAGCAGAUAGGCAACAUAACAGUAAUCCGUAUGAUUCCAGUGGUUAAAUCCAUAUCUUCAGAAGGGAUAUGGUAUGUGUGGGUGAGAAACGGAUCUAUUGUAAAGUCCUUUUUUUUUUUUUACUUUAAAUUCUCCUCCCUGUCCAGCUGGUGAUGAUAUGCACGAAGAAUGUGAAUAGCCAAAAUCAAAAGAAGAAUGUGAAAGUGGAGAUUGACUGAACAGAGCAGAUAUUUUUCUAAAAAUCUGUUUGUGUUCAGAAGAAGACAAAGUCAUACACAUCUGGGAUGGCAUGAGGGUGAGUAUAUGAUGAGAAAGUUCCUUUUGGGUCAACAAUUCAGUUAAAUGCUGCUUAUCUAUCGCUUUUUGCGAUCACAUGAUUCUCCUUCAGGAUAAAGACAUGUUAUUGAGUGAGCGAUGCAAGUUUAACACAAUCAAUUACCCUUUCGCUUCUAAGAAAUAGAGCAGUGAAAGGCACAAGCUAAAAAAUUGAGAAUAAAAUAAAAAUUAGGUAAUGGUAAUAAGAUAUUUCCCUUUAGAACAGAACUCCACUAUCAAGUUAAUUGAUCUUGAAUCCUGUUCCUUGAAUAAAGCAGUAAUCCCUCAUUACAGACUCUACAUAUCCUCACUGUGCUACUGUGUAUGCUCUCAUUAUCUUCUCAUUAGUGUUGAUAUAGUGACUGUUUGGUCAGUGCUCUCUUUCUUUUCACAAUCUCAGUCUCUGUGUAAUUAUGGACUGUUUUUAAUCUUUAUGCUAAAAGAAAUAAAUACACUUUAAAAUG
Messenger RNA from Myxocyprinus asiaticus (Chinese sucker), 6526 nucleotides. RefSeq names its product CMP-N-acetylneuraminate-beta-galactosamide-alpha-2,3-sialyltransferase 2-like. NCBI's taxonomy places the organism in Eukaryota, Metazoa, Chordata, Actinopteri, Cypriniformes, Catostomidae. Gene Ontology annotation, molecular function: beta-galactoside (CMP) alpha-2,3-sialyltransferase activity. Bases 1888 to 3093 code for a protein of 401 amino acids. The record is from RefSeq and is a predicted model, not a curated record. The transcript is spliced from 9 exons.